UAGAAAUAGACAUUACCCUUUGAGUGCUCUGAAUAAAUAGGACCGAGUGGUGCUCGCUCACAAUUAGACGUUUGUAAGACUAAGACUGACAUUACAAAAUAUUACAUACUUUUUUACAUUGUUAAAAUUUAUACAUUAUAUAUUUAUAAGUUGUAAUUGAACUUUGCUAUUACAUUGCUACUCGUAAACGGUGUGUAGUGUGUAAAAAUAAAUUCAUCAGAACGUGCACGUUUUCAGCAAAAAAAAUAAUAAUCAUGAGUAAUAAUUGGAGUUGUCGUCAUUCUCGAUCACUCAUCUCUAUUUUUCUGAUGCCGGCUGAGUGCAUUGCCAAUCCACUGCAGCGAGAGCUCGCUGAUUCAAUAAUACGAAUGCAGUCUUUGGAUGAGAUAAGGAUACUGCUGGCUUGUGGAGCUAAGCCCAACGAAAUAGUUACCCAGGGUUUACGACCACUUCAUUACGCGGUUUGGCAAAAGUACACGGAUGCUGCUCAACUUCUUAUUGUUCGAGGUGCUGACAUUGACGCUACUGAUGAGUGCGGGUACUCGGCGCUUCAUUUAGCUGCUGAGCAUGGUUAUAUUGAUAUUGUCAAGAUGUUAUUGAAGCAUGGUGCCAAAGUGGAUCAUCGGCCUGACACUGGCGAACUUUUUCCUCGUACGAUGCUGUGUGAUGAACCACUUCGAUUAGCAUUGAGAAACGGUCAUACUGCAGUAGCGAAAAUAUUGCUGGAAGCUGGCGCAAAUCCAAACAAAAGGUACUUUUUUGGUUCGGAAAUAAACCUGGUAUCACCGUUAGAUCUUGAGUGUAUGGAAUUAUUGUUGGCUUUUGGAGCGCAGCCUAAUACUCGGGACCGCGCUGGUCUUACGCCAUUGAUGAAAGCAGCAAGGUUACCUCAGGGUAUAGCGUCAGUGUUGCUGCUGUUGAGUUACGGAGCAGACGUUAAUGCGAUGGCAGACGCAAGACACGAUUACAGAACAGUUAUGCAUUAUGCGAUACUCGGUGGCGACAAAACCGUCAUCAAUCUAAUGCUCAAGCAAGGAGUCAGGCUGAAUCUUGGCCCUGACUACCAAAAACCCUCGGCCUUGGACUUGGCUAUUCUCAAGGGUGACCCCUCGAUUGUUGAAAUGUUACUUGAAGCUGGUGCUGACGUAAAUGAAUCAUCAUCAAUAAUCGGUUCACCUCUUCACGUCGCUUGCGCUGACAAUAUUCCCAACAGGCUAGAAAUCCUGAGUAUGCUUUUAGAACGUGGAGCUGAUCCAAAUCUGGUGAUAAGAAGCGAUGAAGGUCCAUCACUGCGUCCAGUUUUGGCAGAGUAUGUUGCCAGUAAUGUAAAUCCAUCUGUCGAGGUUGUUGCUCUGCUUCUAAAGUAUGGGGCGCGAGUUGUAAUAAAGACACAAUUUCGUGAUCCCCACGGGAUACUAAACUCCCUUCAAAAUACAGCGGAUAAACCGAAAUUACUGAGAGCUUUACUGGAAGCUGCUGAGAGUUUUGAUCCCUGUAUGAUUAGAAGAUCCAGCAGCUUAACUGACGCGCAAAGAGUUCUCGUGAUGGAAGCUGCUCGAACACCCUUGCCCCUUACUCAUCAAGCGCGGCUGAUAGUCAGGAAAAUAUGCGGGCCUAAAUUACCUAAAAUUGUACGGAGACUUCAAUUACCUCAAUCGUUAAAUCGUUAUCUUCUUUAUGAUUUUUCAUAAUAAUUGUUUGAAAUUUUUUAAUUAACUUCAUUUACCUCUUGUUAUUAUUAUCAUUAUCAUUAUUAUUAUUAUUACGCUAAAUGCAUAAAAAUAAACCGUUUUAUUUUUUGCUAUUUUUCCUAUUUUGUUUACAAAACAAAUUAUUAGAUUGUGAUAUGACGAUUAAUGUACUCUCAAAUUUUUUUUGUAGACAUUAGUAUUUUUAUAAACCUGUUGAUUAAUGAUGU
Cotesia glomerata is the source of this 1918-nucleotide messenger RNA. RefSeq names its product ankyrin-3-like. Gene Ontology annotation, molecular function: protein binding. The record is from RefSeq and is a predicted model, not a curated record. NCBI's taxonomy places the organism in Eukaryota, Metazoa, Arthropoda, Insecta, Hymenoptera, Braconidae. Bases 255 to 1691 code for a protein of 478 amino acids. The transcript has 5 exons. Gene Ontology annotation, cellular component: cytoplasm.